GCCACAGAAGUCUCUUUGCUUGCAUUGCUUCCCCAAUUCAACAUCCAGUUCUUGCCUUUGGGAUUGGAAGCAGCUAUUUUGUUGGUCCAACUAUUUAUAGCUGGUUCAACUGCUGUUCGUCACCAAGCUGUUCAACAACUCCUUCAGGUUUGAAGAUUUGGUGAACAUUCCAGAUAGAAAUGAACUUCAAGUGCCUCUGGCUCCUGGCCAUUGUCCUGGUCUUAGGAUUCACCAGUUUUGCAGAUGCCAGGGGUGGCCGAGGUGGUGGCCGAGGUGGCCGAGGUGGCCGUGGGGGCAGAGGACAAAAAGGCAACUGUAAUGUACCUCCUCGUCGGAGAAGUGACUGUGGAUGGCCUGGAAUAUCUAGAAGUACAUGUUUAAGUAGAGGGUGCUGUUUCAGCAGUGCAAUCAAGAAUGCGAAAUGGUGUUUCCACCGAAAUUAGAAUGAAAUGAAGGCACAGACCAGGAACGUCCGACAACGGCGUCCCUCCAAGACAAAAACAAAAAACAAAAUACUGGCAUAGCUGUAGCUUUCAACAUUUCCUGCUCUCUACCCCGAUUUCCUGCUUCUUUCCUUGCCAGGGGGGUCAGUUCAUAUCUGCACACAACAACUGCGUAUCCUCUCCCGCAAAGCUAUGAAUAUAGCUAAUUAGUCUCAGCUCCAUUUUUCCAACUUUGGAUAUUACUCAUUAGAAUGUAGAAAUGCAUUUUAUUUUCCUGUUUGCAUUUAUGAAGCUAUUU
Messenger RNA from Zootoca vivipara (common lizard), 741 nucleotides. The record is from RefSeq and is a predicted model, not a curated record. Lineage: Eukaryota; Metazoa; Chordata; Lepidosauria; Squamata; Lacertidae.